CGCCGGUUGCCAGGGUGAAAGGUCAACGCGCCGGCGGCACUCCCAACAUGGCUGCCGCCCGGGCUGUGGCGCGGGAUCCAGGAGCUUAUGCGCGGCAGCCACCGUCUCUUCGAGCCGCGCGGCUGCCGCGGCUGCUCUUCCUGCUGGCGGUGGUGGCGGCAGUGGGGCCCCGGGAGGGCGGCGGGGCGCGGCUCUACCGCGAGGGCUCAGACGCCGUGUGGUUGCUGGACAGCGGCAGCGUGCGGUCGGCCACGGGCAACAGCUCAGCCGCGUGGCUGGUGCAGUUCCACUCGUCGUGGUGCGGCCACUGCAUCGGCUACGCACCCACCUGGCGAGCGCUGGCGGCGGACGUGCGAGACUGGGCUGCUGCCAUCCGUGUUGCUGCUCUGGACUGUGCAGAAGAAAAGAACCAGGAUGUGUGCCGCACAUAUGACAUCCACUUCUACCCCACCUUCAGGUAUUUUAAAGCAUUUACAAAGGAGUUUACAACGGGAGAAAAUUUUAAAGGACCUGACAGGGAGCUGCGGACAGUCAGGCAGACAAUGAUCGACUUCCUGCAGAACCAUACUGAGGGCACCUGGCCUCCUGCAUGCCCACCCCUGGACCCUAUUCAGUCCAGUGACAUCCUUUCCUUCAUGGAUAGCCACAGUGGCCAAUACCAUGCUAUUGUGUUUGAAAGCAAUGGUUCUUAUGUUGGACGAGAGGUGAUCUUAGAUUUGAUUCCAUAUGAAAACAUCAUGGUGAGCCGAGCACUGGAUACGGACAAAGCAUUUCUGGGGACACUUGGCAUUACUUCAGUGCCUUCCUGUUACUUGAUUUACCCAAAUGGGUCUCAUGGACUGGUUAAUGUUGCAAAGCCUCUACGAUCGUUUUUCUCCUCUCAUUUAAAAUCCUUACCAGAUGUAAGGAAAAAGUCACUUUUCUUGCCUGAAAAGUCCAACAAAGAAGAAAAAUCAGAGGUGGUGGUUUGGAAAGAAUUUGACAGGGCCAAGCUGUAUACUGCAGACCUGGAGUCGGGACUUCACUACCUGCUGAGAGUGGAGCUGGCUGCUCACAGGUCCCUGGCUGGAGCCCAGUUAAAGACAUUCAGGGACUUCGUGACUGUCGUUGCCAAGCUGUUCCCUGGCCGGCCUGCAGUCAAGAAGCUGUUGGAGACACUGCAGGAGUGGUUGGCCAACCUCCCCCUGGACAAGAUUCCAUAUAAUGCCAUCCUAGACCUAGUCAACAACAAAAUGCAGAUUUCUGGAAUCUUUCUUACCAGCCACGUAAAGUGGGUGGGAUGUCAAGGAAGUCGAUUGGAGUUGAGGGGCUACCCAUGCUCCCUCUGGAAACUGUUUCACACUUUGACGGUUCAGGCCUCCACCCAUCCAGAAGCGCUGGCUGGCACAGGCUUUGAAGGCCACCCCCAGGCUGUGUUGCAGGCCAUCAGGAGAUACAUUCGCACAUUCUUUGGGUGCAAAGAAUGUGGUGAACAUUUUGAGGAAAUGGCUAAGGAGUCCAUGGAUUCUGUGAAAACUCCAGACCAAGCUGUUCUCUGGCUUUGGAGAAAGCACAACAUGGUAAACAGCCGCCUGGCAGGCCAUUUGAGUGAGGACCCCAAGUUUCCAAAGGUUCCAUGGCCCACUCCAGACCUCUGCCCAGCCUGCCAUGAGGAAAUUAAAGGCCUGGACAGCUGGAAUGAGGGCCAGGUGCUUCUGUUCCUGAAACAGCACUAUAGCAGGGACAACCUGGUGGACGCAUACUCUGUGGACCAGGGCAGUCCUGGUGAGUGGGAAGCCCAGGGCAGAGAGCAAGAAGAAGGCAAAGGUCUUAACCCCUCAGGGAAGUCCUGGAGACACCAUGACACUGGGAGUCUCCGUCCACCCCAUAUCCUGGGUCCCAGAACUGACCUUUCCAAGAGCCUGCAUCACAGGCUGGACCUAAGACUCCAGAGCCCUCAGGGGCCCCAGGCACUUAAGGAGGCCAAGGCAGUUGUGCCCUUCCUUGGGGUUGGCUUCUCCAGUCUGGACAUGAGCCUCUGCGUGGUGCUCUACGUGGCCUCCUCCUUGUUCCUGAUGAUCAUGUACUUCUUCUUCAGAGUGAGGUCCAAGCGAUGGAAAGUCCGGCUCUACCACCCAGCUGUGUAGAGACCCUGGGGCAGUCAUGGCGAUACAGAGGAAGCUUUGAACCACCCACACACCUGCAGCUUUAAUGUUGGGAUCAGGGAUUUUGCAAAUGUGCCCAGCAUGGUGUCUGGAGGAGCAUGUUUUCUUUUUUUUUUUCCUAUGGAACAUUUUUGCCUUGCUGUUACCUUGUCCUCACCUUCCCAGCCUCCAUGUUAGACUAGUGUGUAUUUGGCCCUAUAUGCUAGAAGGGGGCAGGUCCAACCCACAGCCACACAGCCUUCCAUGAAGCCUCACAUCUACAUUUGUUACCUUCCCACCCACCCCCUCUCUCUGGGCACAGCAUCCAGAGAUGAGCAGCCAAAGCACAGAGGCCUCUACAGACAGCACACACCCUGCCACAGAUGUGGGCUGUGUUCCUGCAUAAGCCAAAAGUGCUUUCAUGGGGGCUCAGGGUGCUCUGAACUUGAACAAGGAAGUCUGAUCAUCUUGUGGGGUACAGGGCCUAGAGGCCACUAAGUUAUGUUGUAGCUUCCCUGCGUCUUAAAUACCCAGGUCAAGCUGUAGUGCAGUCUUGGUCUCUGUGGGGCAGUGCAGUCUCCAGGAAGCCUCUAAAGACCCUGUCAUGUCUGUCAUGUACACUACAGAAGACACUGGUGGUGGCAUGGGAUGCUACCCCUGUGUACUUGGUCUCCUGGCCUUGAGGGUAACUUAAAAACAACAACAUCAACUUAAAUACAUUAUUUGUAAAAUCUCAAUGGUAAACUUGUGCCUAAAGACUUUUAACAAAUGGACUAAGUCUACAUUUCUGGAAACAUUCUUACUGAGACCCUCCAUAGCUCAGGAGCUUCCUUUUAUUUGGAUAAAGCAAGCUAGUCUCUCUCUGUGUGUGUGUGUGUGUGUGUGUGUGUGUGUGUGUGUGUGUGUGUGUGUGUGUGGUGAGAGCGCAUGUGCGCAUGUGUGUGCAUGUGUGUACAUUCCAUUUUGCAUAUUCUAUCUUUUAUAUUUGCAUCCUUCCCAAUGACAGUUGGUCACAUGGGUACCAUUUAAGACCCUGUAUUAUCGAUGUCCCUGCUGCCACUUAAGAAAAUGGACAGCUGUCUCCUUGGGCUGUUAUUAACCCUCCUUUCAUCACAUGGCAGGAUCAGUUCUGAGAGCCAGACCUUGGCUGGGGCAGAUGGCCAGACUCAGCCACGUGAACCUCCUGCCUCACUUCCCUGUGGAGGAAGUUUCUUCUUUGAAACCUGGAGUCCUGUGCUUAAAAACAAACAAGCCCAGAUCAUCGUUAGGUGUUUCCAAGGAUGAACACUCCUGGUCUGUCAGCUUGAGAAUUGGGCCUAUUUAAGGACAGCUCCAGUGAAAUGUCUGAGCCCGAAGGGUGGCCCUGGGGCUGCCAUAGCACCCCACAGUGCCUGGCGUGGCUGAUGUUUGCAGAAGCCCACUCUGGGCAGAUCCUACUUUCAGCUGCUCUUGUACAGUCCCAGGUCAUCCCUUCUGGGGGACAAGCUUGCCACGGACAUCCCUGUUUGAACUGUUCAUUCUGCAGUGAAAAGGCUUGCAUCCCUCCAGGGACCCAUCUUUGGGCCAAGUGUAAGGUCUGUUUUAAAGUCUGAAGUUUUAUGAGAGGUAUUAAGAUUAAUAUCUAGAAUAGUUCAGUAAUUUAAAUGUUUAUUUAUUUUUUAAUGCAAAGAUUUUGAGUAAAAAGCAAUUGGCAUGAAAAUGUCAAUGAAAUUUCUUAAGGGGUACAUUUUGUAUUUAAGUAAACUCUAAUGUGCACAUUGUAAGAAUAAAGAAAUUUGACAUUUAGUAAAG
Mus musculus (house mouse) is the source of this 3914-nucleotide messenger RNA. RefSeq names its product quiescin Q6 sulfhydryl oxidase 2 (gene Qsox2). The record is from RefSeq and is marked reviewed. Gene Ontology annotation, cellular component: nucleoplasm; Golgi apparatus; membrane. Gene Ontology annotation, molecular function: flavin-dependent sulfhydryl oxidase activity; thiol oxidase activity. Bases 48 to 2126 code for a protein of 692 amino acids. Lineage: Eukaryota; Metazoa; Chordata; Mammalia; Rodentia; Muridae. The transcript has 12 exons.